Molecule: messenger RNA, 3167 nt
Organism: Phyllotreta striolata
Lineage: Eukaryota; Metazoa; Arthropoda; Insecta; Coleoptera; Chrysomelidae
Source: the annotation of a GenBank genome assembly
GAAGAAAAUAACCAAUUUGUACGAACGCCGAUAAAUAAUCUUGCGAAAUUAGCCAAAUAAACCUACAAAUUUAUCUAAAUUCUUCUUUUCCAUAAACAAUCGAUCCGCUCUGACGUAACAGAGAAUCGAUUCGAAUCGCUCGCAAACAUCGCCGCAGCGGUCGAUGCCAUUUUUAUUUCGACUCUUUCCGGUCCGACGAUAAAUAAAUUACACCAAAGCUAACCUAAAUUCGGUCGAAUUCGCCAUAAAUUUCAACCGUUUCACAACCGAGCCGCGAAUUCGCCACUACAACGCACCGCGAGUGAUCGACCGCAAAACCGCCCGGCCCACGAAUGUUUAUUUUAUGGAAGUCGCCGUCGACCUCCUAAUAACGCAGACCCAAUGCCCUACACGGCCGAUCCGUCUCUGAUCCACAAAGUCCAAGACUACCUGGAAACGCACACGGAGAAAACCUACGUCGACAUCAACGAGAUAUCUGAUGAGCUGCAAAAGAAGCACAGGGAGUACGCGAACCGCAAACGGGGGGUAUUCAGGGCGGCCGUGAAGAAGGCCUACAACAUCGUCCUGGCUAAGUACGGGGUCGAAGAGGACAACAGCGCCGACAACAGCGACGAAAGCAGCAUCGAUUUCGGCGAAGUUGCGGAAAACAAUUCGCUAAACAAUCAAAUGGUGAGCCUAUACAAAAAAGCCGAAGCGUCUACUUUAGAUGUGGACGAGAACGAACUGAUCGACAUCAGCAGCGACGAUGAGUCCGAAUCGCAGCAAAACGAGGUGCCUUCGAAACAGAACGCCGUCAACAAGAACGGCUUCCAGCCGGGCUACGACAGCGAGAGGACCAAGAAACGCUCGUACGCGACGCCGGCCAACGCGCAGCAGCAGAGCAAAAAGCGCAAGGUCGACGGGGCCCCGAAGCGGACGGUGCGCGAUGGCGAAGUCACCUUCGCCAGCAUCGGCGGCAUGGACAAGACGCUGGAGGAGAUAGCCAAGUUGCUGUUGCACAUCCACCAUCCGGAGAUAUACAAGACGAUAGGGAUCACGCCGCCGAGGGGGUUUCUGUUGCACGGUCCGCCCGGUUGCGGUAAGACCAUGCUGGCCCAAGCGAUCGCCGGGGAGCUCAACGUGCAGCUCAUUCAAGUCACCGCCCCUGAAUUAGUAGCCGGAGUGUCGGGAGAGAGCGAACAAAGAAUAAGAAACCUAUUCCAAAGAGCGUAUUUGAACUCGCCUUGUAUAUUGUUCAUCGACGAGAUCGACGCGAUAACGCAAAACCGACAAACGGCCCAAAAAGACAUGGAGAAACGGAUGGUGGCCCAACUGAUAACGUGUCUCGACAUAUUGAACAAAUCCAGCCAGGGUAACGGCGUGCUGGUGAUAGGCGCCACGAAUCGACCGGAUUCGAUCGAUCCGGCGCUACGACGAGCCGGACGAUUCGACAGGGAGAUCUGCUUGGGCAUACCGAACAAGGAGAGCAGGGCGGACAUAUUGAAAAUCGUCACGAAAAAGUUGAAACUCGAACCAACGUUCGACUACGAUCAUCUGGCCAGCCUCACGCCCGGUUACGUGGGAGCCGAUCUGAUAGCACUGACGCGAGAGGCCGCCAUGAUCGCGGUCGAUCGAAUGAUAAGGCAAUUGAAAGAAGAAGAAGCGAGGUACGCCGAAGAAGAAGCGGAAGAGGAAGCUUUACAUUCCAAGAAGCUCGUUCAAGCGUCGAAACCGGUCGAAGAAACGGCGAGUUCGACCAACGAUAAACCCGAAGAGGCGCCCGACAAAGACGCCGACAGCACCGAAGAUUUGGUCGUCGAAGACGAACCGGAACCGGCGACCACGGAGAAACCGCCGCCGGUCGCCGCGACGCCCGAACUGAUCGUCGUCAUCGACGAGGAGAAGGCGACGCCGAAGAAACAACCGACGCAGCAGCCCGAGCGUAGCGCGCUCGAGGAGAUACUGUUUUGGUUGCACGACCAGCUGCCCCUCUCCGACGAAGAACUGGAAUUGCUGUGCAUCACAAUGGACGAUUUUAGGGCGGCCCUCAAGCACGUCCAACCGUCCGCCAAGCGGGAGGGAUUCGUUACCGUACCGGACACCACGUGGGACGACGUGGGCAGCUUGAAGAACAUCAGACAGGAGCUGCAGUUGUCUAUAGUGGCGCCGGUGCGGCAUCCGAAGAAGUUCGAGAGCCUCGGGAUCACGGUGCCCGCGGGCGUGUUGCUGUUCGGACCGCCCGGUUGCGGUAAAACCCUGUUGGCGAAGGCCAUCGCCAACGAGGCGGCGAUCAAUUUCAUCAGCGUAAAGGGACCGGAAUUGCUCAACAUGUACGUGGGCGAAUCGGAGCGGGCCGUCAGGGUGGUGUUCGAAAGGGCGCGAAACAGCGCACCGUGCGUUAUAUUUUUCGACGAAUUGGACGCUCUGUGUCCGAAGAGGAGUUCCAGCGACAAUAACGGAACUUCCAGGGUAGUGAACCAACUUCUUACCGAAAUGGACGGUGUAUCGGGUAGGAAAGGCGUGUUUCUACUAGCAGCUACUAACCGAAUAGAUAUAAUCGAUCCGGCUGUUUUAAGACCGGGUAGAUUAGACAAAGCCUUGUACGUAGGACUUCCGAGCGCCACCGACAGGGCCGAAAUAUUAGCAGCGCUCACGAAAAACGGAACGAAGCCCCGCCUGGCGGCCGACGUGUCGCUGGAGACGAUAGCGGAGUGCAAGUACUGCGAGGGAUUCACGGGGGCCGAUUUGGCGGCGUUGGUGCGCGAGGCGAGCGUGUCGGCGCUGAAGGACGUGCUGGUCGCGGCCGACGGACACGCCGGCGACGUGACCGUCAACGGGGAGCACUUCGCCAAGGCGUUCCAGAAGAUCAGGGCGAGCGUGGGGGCGAAGGACCAGCGGUACUACGAGAGCAUGCGACGGAGCUUCUCGUCGGAUCGCAAGGACAGCGAAGUGGAAGAGAUGGAGUUGAUUUGAGUUUACUUGUUACUUGCUUACUUUAUAAUUACGAUUUUAUAUUAUUUUUUUUAUAUUAUUUAAGGUUGAUUUGUUUAGUAAGUUCCGUUGUAUUAGGCCACGAUUUUAAUUUGUAAUGAGUAAGUUUUAGUUUCGCAACUUUGUUGUGUUUAUCCGCUAAAUAUUUAAAUGUACCUAUUUUUUGAAAUAUAUUUAUAGUUGGAUGUAAAUGAAUG